Cuscuta epithymum is the source of this 1459-nucleotide messenger RNA. NCBI's taxonomy places the organism in Eukaryota, Viridiplantae, Streptophyta, Magnoliopsida, Solanales, Convolvulaceae. The record is from the annotation of a GenBank genome assembly.
AUUUUUUCCAACCCUUUGUUUCCAAAUGGAAUCAAUAAACCAGCAGGAGACAAAUCUAAUGGCUCUCGAACACAUUCACACUAAAUAUAAUCCGGCCGAUGGUGGUGAAUAUGUGAGUCAAAAUCGAAAGCGACGUCGAGAUGGCGGUGAUGAUGAGGAAGACGAAGAUUCGUGGCUGGAUCCGUCGAAGAGAUACUCGAUUGCUGAUUUUGUUCCCGGUACUUUACCAGAUCAUUACAUUAAACGUGGCUUGUAUAAACAUAUCAGGGCAUUCUUCGGAGAGUGCAUAGAGCGACGGUGUUUGCAAUCAUGGCAUAAAGUGCCCGGGGUGGACUUCGGGCAUCCCAUGUUGGAGGUCUACAAAGUGAAAAUCGUAAUUAAGGAUGCUGAGAGGGCGAAAGAGAUUUACGGCAUAGACCCCUCUUUCAACACCCCCAGUUUUCUGUACGGUGCCAUCAAAGUGUGCAAAGUACGCGCUACACCUGGAUGGGAAAAUAAAGGGGAGGCAUUGUUCAGUAUGGAGAAAGACAACCCACAACCCUUCAAAUUCAUAAAUGGUACAUAUGAGAUCCCCCUGUGCCUGAGGGAUUGUCCCUAUUCUGUUCUUUCGGACAGUGCAAUGGUUUUUGCUUUCAAAUUGAAUGAUGUGGAUUUAUUGUGUGCCUCAGCUCCAAAUUACAAUGAGGGUGAUCUCGCAUUUGGUAGCGAAAAAAUCAUUUGUGGGAGAAUUUAUUUUGGCCGCAAUCAUAUUUCUCAGCUCAGAGGUUCAUUUGUUGAAAGCAAACGGGUUUGGGGGUCUUACAUAACUCCUUUAAACAAAGAUGAUGAAGAUUUGAUUUCUGUCAAUCCCAUAUCUGUCUAUGUGGACUACGGUUUGCACGAUGGUGUAUUGGCCAAAGUAUUGUCUGUUCACAUCAGCGAUCCAUCCGUGACCAAUGUUUCUGGCCAUAUUUCUGCAGACUUUUGCACGCUGGGGCUGCCAACCUUCAACACCCUUCUUUUCCAAGGGAGUGGUGCCUUAGUUGACCAGGAAAAUCACACAGUUUCCCUUCAAAGAUCAUGCAUAGUUGUGCCAUCCAAUUCAUAUCUCCUCAUUGAAGUCAAACUGCAUGAUCAACAGGGGAAGCUCUUUGUGCAUGCAACUUUUCCUUUUAUGCCUUCGGAAGGAGGAGUAUUUGUCUCUGACCCCUCCAACAACAAAAUCCAAAUUCACGUCAAAUUCUAUGAUUUUCCACCCGAAGAAAUGGAUAUGAAGUAAUGCAUACCUUUCUCUAGCUUUUAUUCAUUACUACUUACUCUAUUUUUCGGGUUUGCAUAGGAUAUUUUAAUCAUACCAGGCUAUCAGCUAUUUGUAUGGUAAUGCAUCAAUGUCUUACUUGGAUGAUGAUGCUACAAUUCUCUACUGAUUUGUCCAUAUUACAACACCAAUAUUUUAAUUUCAAUAACUCCUUCUGCGCCU